Pocillopora verrucosa is the source of this 1550-nucleotide messenger RNA. Its product is annotated as D(4) dopamine receptor-like. Gene Ontology annotation, molecular function: G protein-coupled serotonin receptor activity; neurotransmitter receptor activity. NCBI's taxonomy places the organism in Eukaryota, Metazoa, Cnidaria, Anthozoa, Scleractinia, Pocilloporidae. Gene Ontology annotation, cellular component: plasma membrane; dendrite. Gene Ontology annotation, biological process: G protein-coupled receptor signaling pathway, coupled to cyclic nucleotide second messenger; chemical synaptic transmission. The record is from RefSeq and is a predicted model, not a curated record.
UGCGGAGUCGCAAACCUUCAGAUCAGGACCGCAGACUAGGCAUGAUCCAAAGGAUAGGGGCGAUAUGAUGACCACAAGACUGAAACAGAAAUUCCUUGAAGGAAACAAAGGCGGAUGAAAUCAUGGAUAACCUGCAACAACUUCAAAAUCACGUUAGUGCUGAAAACUCCAGCAAGACAAUCGCGAGGAAUGAACUGGCGCCGCAUUCACCUUGGGGUCCAAUGACUAUCAUCAUAGCGAGUUUCCUCGUCAUGGUCAUAUGCCUUGCCACAGUUGGUAACCUUGUGGUAUGUCGACUUGUCUGGGUUUGUCGGCGCAUGCAGAUCCCGUCACUGUACUUUGUGGCUAGCAUGUCAUUUUCUGAUUUCCUCACGGGUUUGCUGGUUUUGCCGCUAAGUUUGGGCUACCACAUUAGUUAUCAGAAUACAGGUCGAUGGACUUUUGGUCGAUUCACCUGCGACCUCUAUUUAUUCCUGAACUUUAUUCUGUGCAGCGCCUCCAUAUACAACUUGUGUGUGGUCAGCGGAGACAGAUACUUGGCUGUGACUUCACCACUAAAUUAUCUGUCACGCAUGAACGAAAGCAGAGUCAAGCAAAUUAUCGGAGUGUCCUGGUUUUGCGCGCUGCUACUAGCCGGCUUCGUCACGUACGGCACGCAUGCUUCCAAGGAAAACGGCGUCAACUGUUCGAUCUGGGGUUUGCGAUAUGAGUACUCUGUUUUUGUACUUGUGAUAGCUUAUAUUCUACCGGUAUUUUUUCUCGUAUUCGUGAAUAUGAAGGUGUUUCUCAUUGCGCAUGCUCAUAUGACCAGAAUACACGUGCAAGAGACAUCGCUGGCUCCUGUUUCGACGUUUACGGAGAACGCGCUGAGUCCAGAAGGAGCACCUAAGAAAACUAGUCAAAGAGCACGACUGAAACGGGAGAUCAAAAUAUUCAAAACGUUUCUCAUUGUCACAUGUACUUUUCUGAUUUCCUGGACACCAUUUGUCGUGAUUCUCUUAACAGAUUCAAUCUCACCUGUUCCGGGUCUUGUCAGACACUCCUCUAUCAUCCUUUUAUACUGCAACAGUGCACUUAAUCCAUUCAUAUACGGCUUUUUUAAUUCCGAGAUAAGGAAGGCAUUGUCCGAGACUUUUAACUGUAAAUGUAUUCUACCUUUUGAGAGAUAGUGGCAGAGCGGAGUCGGCCUUGAGCUGGAGACUUUAUAAAGACCAUUUUGGAGCUUUUUACAGCUUAAAAAAAAGGGGAAUAGUGGCAUUUUCACAGUGCUGCCUCAGUUCCGAGUUCAGGUAUCUACAGCGACAAAGGGCAACAAAAAUACAAGAGCCUCUUCGGUUUAGCCUUUGAAACAGGUUUCGAUCGAAUGAGCAAUGAAACAGUUACAACACCUACAGUUCAUCAGUGGUCUAUUUUCUACGUGGCACCAUAGAUAAUAACUCGCGUUAUAUUUACUUGAUCUACUGGUAGAUGAUAGAGACACCUUAGAAAUAAUUGUUUUUCAAAGACAGUUCAUGCUGUAAAUAAAUUAAAACUUGUUUGGAACAUAUUCA